This is a messenger RNA of Nematostella vectensis (starlet sea anemone), 1115 nucleotides long. Its product is annotated as E3 ubiquitin-protein ligase SRFP1-like. Gene Ontology annotation, molecular function: zinc ion binding; ubiquitin protein ligase activity. The coding region runs from base 113 to 1018 and encodes 301 amino acids. Gene Ontology annotation, cellular component: nucleus. The record is from RefSeq and is a predicted model, not a curated record. Gene Ontology annotation, biological process: ubiquitin-dependent protein catabolic process; protein ubiquitination. NCBI's taxonomy places the organism in Eukaryota, Metazoa, Cnidaria, Anthozoa, Actiniaria, Edwardsiidae. The transcript is spliced from 8 exons.
GUCUGUAGGGGAAGUCCCUGACGUCAUUCCCACUGCAGCUCUUUCUUCGCACAAGAACAACAGAUCUUGAAGCCGAGUCAUGCAUGAGAAUGGCUAGCUAAACUCUACACUGAUGGACGACUGGUAUAACUGCCCGGACAUAGCUGCCUUAAUAUACAAGAUGUCAACAGUUGAGAAUAACAUAGAUGAGAAAGUUGAUUUUCGAGAUGUCUCUAUCAAGACACCAAUGGGCAUCAAUUGUAAGCACUACUCGCGAGACACGUGUCUCAUGCACUUCCCUUGCUGCCCAAAAGAUCACUUUUACCCUUGUCACAAAUGCCACAAUGAAAUGAUGGAAGAUGAAACCUUGUGGAAAAACAAAGCUGACAACGAAAACCAGCCGUGCACUGAUGAGAAUGAUGUUGAUAAAGAUGACAGUGAAAUAAAUAAUAAAAAUGACAGUAAUAAACAGAUGGAUUCAGUUGAUACCAUGGAAAUCCUUGCUCUGGCAUCAUCAUCAGAAUCAAUAAAGCAUCAUAGUUCAGUGGAUAGAAAGUCAGUGGAUUCAGUCAAAUGUACUAAAUGCCAUGUUGAACAGGAGUUGCUUCAGCAUUGCAUCUCCUGUAAAAAGAAGUUUGCUUCCUAUUUUUGCAACAAAUGCAAACUGCUGGCAAAUAACAAGGAGCUUGACCCUUACCAUUGUGACAAAUGUGGAGUGUGCAGAGCUUACAAAAGCGAGUACUAUCACUGCGAUGGCUGCAAUUUGUGUAUGGACAAAAAACUGUUAAACAAACAUAAAUGCAUUGCUGACAGCCAAAGUGAUGAAUGUGCAGUUUGUCUACAGGAAGUGUUUUCUGGAUGUCUGGUGUUUCCGUGUGGUCACAAGGUACAUGAGGACUGUGCGCUAAACUUGGUCAUGAGAGGAAACAGCAUCAACUGUCCUGUUUGUCGUCAGCCAUUUCUGGACCUCAACUCAAAGAAACCUGGACUUUUUAAAAGAAUUUGGCAAAAGUUCUUUAAUUACAGAGGAAGUACCUAAAGCCAUCCUGUGCUGAUAACAAAACAGAUAUUUAGAUAUUUGGCUAACAAUAUAACAAUAUAUAACAAUAUAAGGAAAUACAGGGAAGAACACUGAA